This is a messenger RNA of Rosa rugosa (rugosa rose), 1673 nucleotides long. RefSeq names its product enolase. Gene Ontology annotation, cellular component: phosphopyruvate hydratase complex. Gene Ontology annotation, biological process: glycolytic process. Bases 93 to 1427 code for a protein of 444 amino acids. The transcript has 17 exons. Gene Ontology annotation, molecular function: magnesium ion binding; phosphopyruvate hydratase activity. The record is from RefSeq and is a predicted model, not a curated record. NCBI's taxonomy places the organism in Eukaryota, Viridiplantae, Streptophyta, Magnoliopsida, Rosales, Rosaceae.
CUACAAAUACGUGGAGUGCCUUCUCUUCACUCUCGCUACUACUGCAACUACUCUCAUCGAUUCUCUCUCUGUUCAUCUCAAGCUCUUCAUCCAUGGCUACGAUCCAGUCAGUUAAGGCGAGGCAGAUCUUCGACAGCCGUGGCAAUCCCACCGUCGAGGUCGAUAUAGUACUUUCUGAUGGUACUUUGGCUAGAGCUGCUGUUCCCAGUGGUGCCUCUACCGGUGUGUACGAGGCUCUUGAGCUGCGUGAUGGAGGCAAAGACUACCUUGGAAAGGGUGUGUCGAAGGCUGUCAACAAUGUCAACUCAAUCAUCGGCCCUGCUUUGAUCGGCAAGGACCCAUCUGAGCAGACUGCCAUUGAUAACUUUAUGGUUCAGCAGCUCGAUGGAACUGUUAAUGAGUGGGGUUGGUGCAAACAAAAGCUUGGUGCAAAUGCCAUAUUGGCCGUGUCUCUUGCAGUCUGCAAAGCCGGGGCUAGUGUCAAGAAAAUUCCUCUUUACAAGCACAUUGCCAAUCUUGCUGGCAACAAGAAUUUGGUGUUACCUGUUCCUGCUUUCAAUGUCAUCAAUGGAGGAUCACAUGCAGGAAACAAACUUGCCAUGCAGGAGUUCAUGAUUCUUCCUGUUGGAGCUUGCUCAUUUAAAGAGGCCAUGAAGAUGGGUGUGGAAGUAUAUCAUAAUCUAAAGUCUGUGAUUAAAAAGAAAUACGGUCAGGAUGCAACCAACGUCGGUGACGAAGGUGGAUUUGCUCCCAACAUUCAGGAGAACAAGGAAGGUCUUGAAUUGCUUAAGACUGCCAUUGAGAAGGCUGGAUACACUGGAAAGGUUGUCAUUGGAAUGGAUGUUGCUGCAUCUGAGUUUUACGGAACAGAUAAAACCUAUGACCUGAACUUCAAGGAAGAGAAAAAUGAUGGUUCCCAGAAGAUUUCCGGAAAUGCUCUCAAGGAUCUCUACAAGUCAUUUGCGUCUGAGUACCCUAUUGUCUCAAUUGAAGAUCCCUUUGACCAAGAUGAUUGGGAGCACUACUCCAAGAUGACAGCUGAAUGUGGAGAGCAAGUACAAAUUGUCGGAGAUGAUCUAUUGGUCACCAACCCCAAGAGGGUUGAGAAAGCAAUCAAGGAGAAAAGUUGCAAUGCUCUUCUUCUGAAGGUGAAUCAAAUUGGGUCCGUAACUGAGAGUAUUGAGGCCGUAAGAAUGUCUAAGAAAGCUGGGUGGGGUGUCAUGGCCAGCCACAGAAGUGGAGAAACUGAGGACACUUUCAUUGCUGAUCUUUCUGUCGGUUUGGCCACGGGUCAAAUCAAGACCGGUGCUCCCUGCAGGUCAGAGCGUCUUGCCAAGUAUAACCAGCUCUUGCGUAUUGAGGAGGAACUUGGUUCAGCAGCAGUCUAUGCCGGAGCAAAGUUCCGUGUGCCAGUCGAACCCUAUUAGAACAUGGAAGUGCUUAAGUGCCUGAGCGGGAUUUGAGAAAUCGGCGGUUCACAUCGUGGUGAAUAAGUUUUACAUGUAGAAUGGCUUAGUUAUAUGGAACUUGAAUCCCUUUUCCCAAUAAUCUUCAGCCGAAGUUUUGUUUUGAGAGCUUGAACACAGUGUUGUACUGAAGUCUUUUAAGCAAGUUUGACUGUGAAUUUUCGAGUUGCUUUUGAAAUUUACUACUACUAGUUUGACCGACUGAAA